AUGCGCAUCCAUACGAACAAACUAACAUUCACGAAAUGCUGGGGAACACGCACAGUCCCUGCUGCUGCUGCCCGUGUUGGUGUGGCGGUCAUCACUGCUGCGGCGGUGGCGGAAACUGUUGCGGAGGCUGCCAUGGUUGUUGCGGUCAGUGCGGUGGAGGACACCAAGGCUGCUGUCGUCAACAUCACUCUGAGUACAGCCGAUGCGAUUGCUGUGAAGGAUGUUGUGGAGGCCAUUGCGGCCAGUGCGGUCAGUGCGGUGGCUGUGGCCAUUGCGGUAAUUGUAAUCAUUGUUGCGGCGGAUGUGGCUGUGGCUGUUGCUAGGCCUCAACCUCUUGUAGAUGUCAGGUGCCCACCAUAG
Molecule: messenger RNA, 360 nt
Organism: Protopolystoma xenopodis
Lineage: Eukaryota; Metazoa; Platyhelminthes; Monogenea; Polystomatidea; Polystomatidae
Source: the annotation of a GenBank genome assembly